Messenger RNA from Paralichthys olivaceus (Japanese flounder), 3250 nucleotides. The record is from RefSeq and is a predicted model, not a curated record. NCBI's taxonomy places the organism in Eukaryota, Metazoa, Chordata, Actinopteri, Pleuronectiformes, Paralichthyidae.
UUCACUGGGCUGCCUGCCAUUGGCACAUGGCACUAAGUUAAAUGAUUAGGGAACGUACAAUUUCAUCAGCAAAAAAAAAUUAACAGGUUAAAAAGUAAUAAUAGUAGAUAAGAACCUAGCUGAACCUAAACCAUAACAAAAUAAGAAUUGUUUCUUUUUGUUAAGGAUAAGCUGAGUUCCUUGAAAACCUGUGUCAGUAGAUGGAUACUGGCAGAAUCUGCAAUCAAAAAGACUUUUUCUACAAAUUCAUCCAAACUCCCAGAACCCCAUAAAAAAAGUCGCGGAGAUUCCCUUCAAGAUCAAACACUGGAAAUCUCACCAGAUGAAGAAAGAGAUGCAGGUGAAAUUACACAAGGAACCAUGUCUUUGCAACAGUCUCCUACAUUAGAAGACCAGCAUCAAAAUGAAGAAAUUAAACAGGGACAGUUUUUUUCAUUAGACAUUUUCAUACAGACAGAAAAACAUGAAGAAACAUUAACAGAUGAUGAGUUUUCAGAAUACUUAAUGAAUGUUAGACAAAUGGAAGAAGUGGAGAGGCAGAUGUGCAAAUUCAAGGAGAGAGAGGAGAGAAUCAAAGAACAAAUACAGAAUGCUAUGGAGAACAUGGAGAAAAAGAAUCAAGAGAUUGAAAGGCUCAUUAUGGAUAUAUAUGAACCGCAGAGCCAGAGACCAGAAAUCGGAUUAACAAUGACAUUCAGGAAAAGUGUACAAGAAGCAACGGAUGAGUCAGACUUUAUGAUACUGGAUAUUGAAAAGCAAAAACAAAAUCAGGAAUCAAAAACAGAUCCACUGACACAUAAUGGGGGGAAGGAUGGAGGUUCUGAAAUACAUCUGAAAGAAGAAAUGAGUGACAUGAAAUCAGUGAAAACUGCUGCAAAGAAACAGAAGAGAGAACUGGAUCAGCUGCAAGAGAAAACCUUGAGAGAGAGAGAGAAAUUGGAUCUUUUAAAAAUAAAAAUGCAGAAACAGACUGAUGUGAUCAGUGAGAAGAUGAAGAAAAUGGUAAAAGUAAAGAACAUUGUAGAGAAAUCGACUGUUAAUAUCAGAAUUAAAAAUGAAGAUAUAAAGAUUAACAUAAAGGAGACUGAAGUAAAUCUGAGAAAGUUAGAAGCCCUUAACUACAAGUUUGAAGCCACAAAACACAAUCUGGAAAGCAGUUAUCUUUUAAUAUCCCAGCAGAGAGCUGAGCUUGAAAAAUGUAUUAAUAAAAUCAAGCAGAAAACUGAUGGAGAAUAUGCCUUGGAAAACACUGAGAAGAAAUUUAACAGUGCUGAAACCAACACAGAAAGGGACAAACUGACAAAGAUAAGAAUGCGAAAAGAAAUGGAGGAAAUGGAAAUCUUAGGACUCCAAUCAGAUAAGGAAAAACCAGAGACGGACGUAACGCUGACAAUGAACAGUAUGGAUCAGAGAAACAGUGGAACUGAAGAAUUCCAAAAUUCAAUUAGUGAAGAAGAGAUGCAGAGACUACAGAUUCAAGUAGAAUUAGGUGAGAUAGAAAUACAUGAGAUUAACUGUUUAAGGGAGUCAAUCAAAAGACAGACACAGGAGCUUGAAGACAGAGCGCAAAUAGCCAAAAGAGAAAUACGAGAAAUGGAGCUGCUGAAGUCAGAAGUGGAAAUAAAGAGAAAAGAAUGUGAACAGAUGCUUAGAAAAAGCAUGAGAAAAAAAGAGGAGAGUGAAAACUUGUUGAAUAAACUGCAAAGAGAAAAGGAAUUACUGAGGAGAGAGACAAGUAAGAAAAGAAGAGAAUUAGACCAAAGACUUGAGAAAACCAUGAGAGAGAGAGAUGAAUUGGAAGUGCUGAGGAUAAAACUGCAACAACAGAAGGAAGAGCUUGCUGUGGAGAAGCAGGUGAGAAGCAACAAGGAGAAAGCUGAAAUGAUACAUCAAGCAUCAGAGGUCAUUGACCCCCAAACCAUGAGACAAAAGAUUAACCUUCUUUUGGAUAAGGUAAAGGGAAUUCUGGAAAAUGUGAAUGUUAACUUAGUGAAACAAAGAGAAGGGCUCAAAGCAUUACAGGGUGAGAACAGAACCAUAAGAGAUAACAUGGUCAAAGUAAAAUCUCAGAUAAAGCUGGCCUUUAAAAAACUGGCUGUACAAGUGGAGACAGAGAUGAAUCAAAUUGUCCAAAUGAAGGAUGAUGUGCAAAAACAAAAAUAUGACCUUGAUGUCGGACUACAGAAUGUUAAAAGAGAACGAAGAGAGAUGGAAGUGUUGAAUACUGAGUUGGACAUCACAAAAAGAGAAAAUCAACAAAUGAUACGAAAAGGCAUUCGAAAAGAUCAGGAAGUAAGAAAAAUGUGGGCAGAGGUAAAAGAAGAAAAAGAUAUCCUCAAGAGGGAGGUACGGAGGAGGAAGAAAGAGCUUGACCAGCAGUUGGAGAGGAUUAUCAGAGAGAGAGAUGAACUAGAAAUUAUGAAGAUGCAAAGAGGAAAGGAUGAUAGCAAAAGCGUGGCAGAGCAGCUGAAGGCAUCAUGCACCACAAAUGCUGAAAAUAAUAGUCAAAGGCAUUGGGAACUAAUUAACAUAUGUAUGGAGAGGUGUAAACACAUGAAGAAAGACAGUGAAGGUUUGCAUGAAGCAAUAAAAAAUGGAAAUCAACAAAUCAAGGUCCAGGCAGAAAUCAUUAUCCAGGCAAAGGAGGAAGUGGAAAUUACCAGGAAGGAGAUAAAAAGACAAAAGGACAUGAUGAUGUGUCUAUUAAAGGGCAUUCAGCAAAAGCAAAGAAAUUUGGAGCAAGUGGAAGUUCAUUUUAGUGAAGAAAUUAAAGCAAUAGAAAAAGACAAGGAGGAAGGUGCAGAGAAAUCAGAAGAGUUUGUCUUGAUAGAAACUAAGUUUCUUAAAUUGCAGAGGUCAAUCCUCAAAGUUGAACAACAGAAACAAGACAAAACUCAAAGACAAAUGAAGAGGCUGCUGUACAUUACUGACAGUGAAAAGGAAUUAGAAAUUCCAGAAACCAAAAGGAAAAUGGUGCAAACCCAGACAGACCAAUCAAAGGAAAAAAAGGAGGAGGCCCAUUGUGGUAAAAAUCAAAAAACAGAAGAGCAGAUGACAAGUGAAAUAAAAGAAGAAAUACCUUCAGAUGAGCAGCAGAGAACAUUUGUGUUGAACAUGAACAAACCACUUCAAAUGGACAUUAAGAAGGAAAACAUUUUAAAGGAAGAAAGGUUCACUGAACUUGAAGGACUGAAAGAAAACAUGGAUUGUUACACUGAGCUGCUGGGCAGGGACAAGGAGGGUCUGAUAA